CUCUGAUUAGCAGAGAAAACAAUUGCAGUCCAGCAGUGUUCAGGAAGUUUUGCUCGUUGACGAAGAAUAGAACCAGCGUCAGCACAGGAUGCAUGCUGAACGUCUCCUAGAGUAAGGAAGGAUAUUUUCCCAAUGACAUACCUUCUUUAAAGCCACUUCUUAAAUGCAUUCAGCAUAGUAUGAAGCUUUACAAUUCUGUCUUGAACGGGAAGGUAGGCAGCAACAAAGGAGCAAGAGGAGAACGGAGAAGAAUGGUGGUAUCAGUAUUAGGACUUGUCCUUUUGGCCUCCUCUCUACCUUUAUCCAAUGGAGUACUUGGAAAGGAGCAAAGUGCAGCACUGUGUUCAACAGACGCCUGUUAUAGUGUCCACUUGCAUAAGGAAACAUUUAGUGAGGCACAUGACAAGUGUGUUAACAGAGGAGGUAACCUGGUGACAAUAAAAAGUGAAGAAGAAGCCGGAUAUGUCUACAAUUUGCUUUGGAAGCUCACAAAUACCACCAUAUAUACUCAUACUUUAAAGCUUUGGAUUGGACUUCAGUUGAAGUCUUCAUGUGUGAUUACAGAUAAAAUUCUGAAGGGGUUUUCUUGGACCACUGGACCUCAGGGUGCAGAAGAAAGUCGAUUCUCAAAUUGGCUGGCUGAACCAAAAAAAACUUGCACCAAGAAUAAGUGUGUGAGUAUGAUCCUGAAGAUGAACUCUACUGAUAAUCAUAAAUGGACUGAUAUACAAUGCUCAAUGGCUGAUGGUUAUAUCUGCAAGUUCAACUUCGAGGGCAUGUGCUCAAGAGUGGUGCUUGCCGGCCCAGGAUUUGUUGAAUAUGAUACCCCUUUUAGUUUCAAAAGUUCCUCUUUGACUUUAGUACCUUAUGGCUCAACUGCAAUGGUGUCUUGUGGCCACAAAGCAGAACAAGAUGGGCCAAUGUUACUUUGUAAGAAAGAGGAUGAGACUAAUGUGUACCAAUGGAGUAAUCCUCGAUUGGACAGGAGAUCUUUUGGACCUUUUUGUGCAUCUGAGGAACUGGGCUGUAAGUACAAUAAUGGAGGUUGUGAGCAUGACUGUGUUGAGUAUCCACAAAACAGAUCCCUCUCCUGUAAAUGCAAAGAUGGCUAUGUGCUAGCAUCUGACUUGGUGUCUUGUAUUUACCCUGACCAUUGCCAGCAGAGACCGUGUGAGCAGAACUGCAUAAACCACCAGCAAGGCUUUGAAUGCACAUGUUCUUCUGGCUUUGUGCUAGCUGAAAACAAGGUAAACUGCAUAGAUGUUGAUGAAUGUGAGAAAUGGCCUUGCAACCAGACAUGCAUCAAUACUGUGGGUAGUUUCUUCUGCAAGUGUAACUCAGGCUUUGAACAGAAAGACUCUCAAUGCAUUGACAUAGAUGAAUGUGUCCACUCUUCCUGCUCCCAGGGUUGCCUCAAUAACCAUGGGUCUUACAUAUGCUCCUGUAGUAAUGGUUAUGUCAUUGAUAGUGAUAAGACCUCUUGCCUGGACGUGGAUGAGUGCAUUGACUCCCCCUGCGCAGAGUCCUGCCACAACACCCCAGGGAGCUAUGUAUGUUCCUGCCCAAAGGGAUUUGUGCUAUCUUCUGACCACAUCUCCUGUGUCCAGGAAUUGCAAAACUCCAUCACAUUUACCAUUGGCCAUAUGAAUAUUGGUAUGGAAACAAAAGACAGUGAGACUACUGGUGGAAUCCAAACAGACAGCACCUACCAACCAACUGCAUAUUCUUUUAUGGAUGUGCCUAUGCAAGGAGGGGGUAAAAUAAAGUCUGCACCCUCCACUCCAAUGUCCCCUGAAGGAGAUAACUUCCUUGGCAAUAGCUCUGUGGGUCAGGUACUGCAUGGCAAUGCAGAUGGUCUAAGCAAUAUACUCUUAGUGAGUAUAAUAUGCGCCUGUGUUGGGGUAUUGUUACUCCUGGCUGUUGCGGCAGGGAUUCUGUGCUACAGAAAGAGGAAUGCAAAGAAAGAAGAGGUCGAGAAGCCACCCAGUGCAACUGAUAACUACUGCUGGGUCCCAGAGCAAUCAAAUAACAAAACUGCAAACAAUGACUAUAGGUAACCUAACUCUUAACGUGAAAGUGCACUGCACCGAUUUAGAGAUAUUCUAAGAAGAGUACCACUAUUGCUACUGCUGCAACAACAGAUACUGUAUGUAUAUGCAUGGGGACAAAUUAGAUUUCAACAUCAUUGUUUUCUUUUAGAAUCCUUCGAGAAUCAGUGAUUCAUUUUAACUUUUUCUUAUGAGUUGUUAGAUUUAUUGAGUGCUUUUUCUUUUUGUUAAAGUGUACCGUUCACCUCCGCACAGCCACUUGGUAGCCUUUUAAUUGACUAGGACAGUGGUUCUCAAAUUGUGUGCCGGGGCAUCCCGGUGGGGAGGCAGUCAAUUGACCGUCUGUCGGGAUCCCGGCGGUCAGGUUACAGACGCCGGAAUCCCGACACCAGCUGAAAUACCAGCGAUCGGAGUCCUGACCGCCGGCUGGUUACCCCUCUUGGGUGGUGGUUCACGCCACCACCCGGAGGGGAUAGAAACCUGUGCCAGGCCAGAAGCGUGGCAAGUGCAGCGAGCCCAUGAGGUGACAUGCUGCGCUUUUGCCGCCAGGAUCCCGGCUGUCAGACUCCCGGCAUCUUUCUCCUGACCGCCGAGAUCUCGUACUGAUCCCCCCUGGGGUUCCUCGGGACACUUGCAGUGGUGCCUUCGGUUGGUGGUCCAGUACCAAUUAAAAUUAUUUAUGGUCAAUGUAAUAGGCAAAACCAGAGCUGGUGGCUGCCAAUUAUAAAUAUGUGGACAAACACAUCACCAUAUAACUAAACCUAAGGAUGGCAUAGAAACACAAUUUACUUAAUUGAAUAUCUUUCUAAGUUUUUCAAUAAGAAAAUUAUGAAACUUAAGAAAAUUGUAAUAAUCUAGGGCGCCGUGAUUCAAAAAAGUUUCAGAGCCACUGGACUAGUAACAGUGACAUCACUAUUGCGAGGCACGUUGUGCCUCAAACCUCAAUGAUUACUUCUUGCUACUCAAUAGAUGGACAGUUUUUUCAUGAAUAUUGCUUCAUGGGCACACAAUGGCUUCCUACUUUGUGUGUUCAGUAAGGGUACAUGUGAAUUUGAAAUUUGGCUGUGUUUUUUUCUUUUACAUUACCUGCAAUGGCUGUGGUAUUAUAUAAAUCCCUAUGUAAGUAUCGAGACUUGGCUUGUGUUGUUUCUCUUCAUACAGUAGUGAUACUUUUAAGAAUUAAGAACGUGAAAUAAAAUAGGACUCCAGUAUGUAUAGUUGACAACUAAUUUAGUGAGACAGUCACGGGUUUUAAAGACUAGUCCUUGGUAUUUUUGUCCCUGAAAAUAUUCCUGUUUUUCAGCAUGCAGCUGCUGCAGACUAAAAUGCCUUUUUCUGUGGCUUGCAAAUUUUACAAUCUAUUCUCAUUCAAUGGGGCUGUAAAAGAAUGUCUAAUUAGUGUGAUUAUUUAAAGAACCAUUAAAUAAAUAAAAAAGCUAAAUUAUAAUAAAAUUCAAAAAUGUUUACAUACUGUGAAUUAUAGGGUGGGUAAGGGGCUCAUGGUCGACAGUGUCUAGGUUGACACCUAUUGGUCGACAUUGGCUAGGUCGACACUAGAAAUAGGUCAACACAGCCAUUAGGUCGACAUGAAAAAAGGUCAACAUGAGUUUUUCAUGGUUUUUUGGUGUCGUUUUCUUCGUAAAGUGACCGGGAACCCCAAUUAGUGCACCGGGUUCCCUCACAUGCUUCGGGCAAGGUUAACGUUCAAAUCGUAGUCCACAUGGAUCAUAAAGUAUGAAAAAGUAAAAAAAAUAUGUGAAAAACUCUACCUUUUUGCAUGUUGACCUUGUUCAUGUCGACCUAAUGGUCAUGUUAACCUAUUUCUAGUGUCGACCUGUUCACUGUCGACCAAUGGGUGCCAACUUAAUGGGUGUCAACCUAAGUGGUGUCGACCCAGAGUCCAGAUACCGUUUAAAUCCACCAUUCCACAUUAUGGGCCACAUUAAAGAGCACAUCCAAUUACAGAGACUGUUGCAGAAUGUAUAUUACGCCAGUUUGUGAAUGAUUUUCUGAUUUCAGACAUAUGUAUCUCGAUGUGUGUACUGUUCUGCAUUUGUUUGGAAACAGGAUAUUUUUGCAUGCCCUUUUAUGUAAUUUGUGCACCAUUUUCCGCCAAUUCUGUAUCAGUCCCAUUGGGCGCAUUUCCCAAUGAUUUUUUUUUCUAUGCAAGGAAAAUACUGCCUGAUUUUCAUUUAGUGCUCAAAUAUUAAAAAACCUUUGUUUUA
Pseudophryne corroboree (corroboree frog) is the source of this 4273-nucleotide messenger RNA. Its product is annotated as complement component C1q receptor-like. The transcript has a single exon. The record is from RefSeq and is a predicted model, not a curated record. Gene Ontology annotation, cellular component: external side of plasma membrane; extracellular matrix. Gene Ontology annotation, molecular function: extracellular matrix protein binding; calcium ion binding; extracellular matrix binding. Gene Ontology annotation, biological process: cell migration. Bases 180 to 2057 code for a protein of 625 amino acids. NCBI's taxonomy places the organism in Eukaryota, Metazoa, Chordata, Amphibia, Anura, Myobatrachidae.